Messenger RNA from Spathaspora passalidarum NRRL Y-27907, 1236 nucleotides. RefSeq names its product malate dehydrogenase (gene MDH1-3). The coding region runs from base 101 to 1141 and encodes 346 amino acids. The record is from RefSeq and is a predicted model, not a curated record. NCBI's taxonomy places the organism in Eukaryota, Fungi, Ascomycota, Pichiomycetes, Serinales, Debaryomycetaceae. Gene Ontology annotation, molecular function: L-malate dehydrogenase (NAD+) activity. Gene Ontology annotation, cellular component: cytoplasm. The transcript has a single exon. Gene Ontology annotation, biological process: tricarboxylic acid cycle; malate metabolic process.
UAUGUUUAUUCUUCUUGUCAAAUUUUUGAAUUAGAAAUAUUCUUCCAUUUCUAUACUCUUCGUCAAUAACUUAUUAUAGAAAUAGAAUAUCAAUCACAUCAUGGUCAAAGUAACUGUUGCCGGAGCUGCUGGAGGUAUCGGACAGCCAUUGUCCUUGCUCUUGAAAUUAAACCCACUUGUCACUGAGUUAGCCCUUUAUGAUAUUGUCAACGCUCAUGGUGUUGCAGCUGACUUAUCACAUAUUAACACCCCUGCUGUUGUGACUGGACACCAGCCAUCUGGUAAGGAAGACAACUCUGCUAUUACUGCAGCCUUGAAAAACACCGAUUUGGUUGUCAUACCAGCUGGUGUUCCAAGAAAGCCAGGUAUGACUAGAGCCGAUUUAUUCAAUAUCAAUGCUUCUAUUGUCAGAGAUUUGGUUGCAAACAUUGCAAGAACAGCCCCAAAUGCUGCGAUUUUGAUUAUUUCCAACCCAGUCAACUCAACCGUUCCUAUUGCUGCUGAAGUAUUAAAGAAGUUGGGUGUAUUCAACCCACGUAAAUUGUUUGGUGUUACUACUUUAGAUGUUGUCAGAGCAGAAACCUUCUUGGGUGGAUUAUUAGACGUUGAUCCAAGCAAGCUUAGAGGUAAGAUUUCUGUUGUUGGUGGACACUCGGGUGAUACCAUUGUUCCUUUGAUCAAUUAUGAUUCGGAAAUUUCCAAUAAAGCCAAAUCUCGUUUGAGCACUUCCGACUAUGAAAAGUUUGUUAACCGGGUUCAAUUUGGAGGUGAUGAAGUUGUCAAGGCCAAGAACGGUGCUGGUUCAGCAACUUUGUCAAUGGCUCUUGCCGGAUACAGAUUUGCCGAAAAUAUCUUGGAAUCAUUAAAUGGAAGAAACCAACCUGUGUUGAUUCCUGAUUCAGCCUACAUUUACUUGCCAGGAAUUCCUUAUGGUAAGAUCUUUUCUGAUAAGCAUUUGAAUGGAGUUGAGUUCUUUUCCGUGCCUGUACGUUUACAAAAUGGCCGUAUUGAAAGCUUUAUUGAUCCAUUUGAAGGUUUAGUUAAAACUGAUGAAGAACAGAAAUUAAUUGAAGUUGCUUUAAAGGGAUUAACUGGUUCAAUUAAACAAGGUACCGAAUUUGUUAAAGGAUCUAAGUUAUAAUCACUUUUUGAUGUAAAGAACUUUGAUGUAUAGUGUAAUUUAUUUAUUUAACCAUAUUCCGAUAUAGCCAUAUUGCUAUUAUAGAUAGAAUUUGC